Molecule: messenger RNA, 911 nt
Organism: Vitis riparia (riverbank grape)
Lineage: Eukaryota; Viridiplantae; Streptophyta; Magnoliopsida; Vitales; Vitaceae
Product: reticulon-like protein B9
Exons: 5
Coding region: 91-741 (216 amino acids)
Source: RefSeq, a predicted model, not a curated record
CUAGUUCCUUUGCCAGGAAGCUUAGAACCACUCUUAAUUUAUAUAACCUACAGUCCAGAGAGCUGCAAAACAACAACUUCAGGAAUAGCCAUGCCGAUCUAUUCAUCUGAUUCCGACGAACAACCUGAGACUCCAAUUCGAUUGUUUGAUCAUCAAAAGUCCAUUCAUGCUCUCCUAGGAGGAGGACAAGUUGCUGACAUAUUGUUAUGGAGGAACAAGUACGUAUCAGCUGCAAUCCUAAUCGGGUUUACGAUCAUCUGGUUUCUUUUCGAAGUUUUGGAGUACCAUUUUGUUACUCUUCUGUGUUACAGCAUGCUCUUCCUGAUGCUUGCCAUUUUCAUUUGGUCUAAUGGGGCAGGAUACAUAAAUUGGAAUCCUCCCGAUGUCGACAAGUUUACAUUAUCUGAGCACACGGUUCGAUCAUUUCACUCAAAAAUCAAUACGGUGUUGUCAACCUUCUAUCGUGUUUCACGAGGGGAAGAUUUAGCACUCCUCGGCGUGGCAAUUGUCACCCUCUUGACAUUGUCAGUUAUUGGAGAUUGUUUCAGCUCUUUGAACGUCUUGUACAUUGGCUUUCUCUGCCUGGAAACUCUACCAGCAUUGUAUGAGCGAUAUGAGGAGCAGGUGGAUGAAAUCGCUGAUAAGGGAAACCGAAACGUGAAGAAAUUGUACAGGAAAUUCGACUCCCACGUUCUUAACAAGAUUCCAAGAGGGCCCGUGAAGGAAAAGAAAUUCAGAUGAAUUUGUAAUCGAAGAUGAUUUCUGGGUGUGGUGAAUAUUUGUCCGGGAAAAUCUUAUGCUUGUGUGCAUGAUUUGUGAUCGAUGUGGGAUGUGAGAUUCUCAUGGAGAUGUAAUCUAAUAAGAUUUGAAUUUGAAUAACAAAUACAAACAUGAUAUAUUAAAAAACCCAA